Drosophila nasuta is the source of this 3314-nucleotide messenger RNA. Its product is annotated as progestin and adipoQ receptor family member 4. The coding region runs from base 490 to 1986 and encodes 498 amino acids. Gene Ontology annotation, cellular component: membrane. NCBI's taxonomy places the organism in Eukaryota, Metazoa, Arthropoda, Insecta, Diptera, Drosophilidae. The transcript has 7 exons. The record is from RefSeq and is a predicted model, not a curated record. Gene Ontology annotation, molecular function: signaling receptor activity.
CAGUCAGAUAUUGAUGUGCUUACGCUAACGGCUGCUGUAACGCUUGCUUCUUGUCUUGUGUGUGCUUCGUGCGUUGUGCGAACUGAAAAUUUGGAUUAUUAAAUAUUAACGGUGGAGUGCAAGCAUUGAGCGCGUCAAUGGCUUAAAAUUUGAUAGCGUGUUAACAUAGCGCGUAACACUAUGUUGCGUCUACUUCAGAUCUAUGCUAGCCAGAGUUCAUAGCAGCACUGUUUUAAAGUUACCCCCCAAAAACGUGUUCACACCCCGCCCAACAAUUGCAUCCUUCCAUAUAAUAACAACAACAGCAACACAACGACACAGCUACUACAACAACGAUUGCAUGCGCCUCUUUCAGUUGUUUUAAAUUGCAUCGCAUUGAGCAAAAUUCGAAAGCCACGUUGUGCCCCUUCUCAUGCUCCCAAACUUGCUGCCGCUGCCGUUGCCGCCUUUGUAGAAACCCCUUGAAAUCGUUAUUAUCACUAGCGAGGAAUGGACACUGCUGCCGCCGCCGCUGCCGCCGUUGUGGUUGACCUGAGAGCUGAGACCGAACUCAGCAAAUCGAGUGCCAGCAAAUUGCUCAACAAGCCGAAGCCAAAACCGUCUGCCGCCAGCUACGGAGCAGGAGUAGGAGUUGGAGUGGGAGUUGGAAUAGCUAGCAGCCUCAGUUCGGAUCUGGACAUUUCCAAUUGCCUGGGUAGCACUGUGGAAUCCAUGUCCGCCACUCCGCCCACGACGCCGGCUCGUUGUCGCAACGAGUCUGGAGACACAACGGGCAAUAUCGAGGCACUUGCUCACGGCAUAGCCAUGAAUGGGAUCAAGGAGGCAGUCGGCGAGCGAGAAAAAGAGAGUUGUCAUCAGGAAAGUUCACCAUUAAAUUCCACAACAUCAACGUCUUCCACGAACGCUUCCACAACAACGCCAACGUCUGCCUUGCUUACAGCACCAACAACAGCAACACCAACACUAACAUCAACACCGACAGCAACAGGAACAUCAACAUCAACAGCAACAGCACUAGCAAUAACAUCAACAAUAGCAACAGCAACACAAAACACAACUGCAACAGUAGCUGCAACAGCAACGAUGUUGACGACAAGCUCGAGCAGCAAGACAACAUCGAUUGCCAGGCAAGACAACAUCGAUCAGCUGCAGCUGCUGCAUUGGCAGGACAUGCCAAAGUAUUUGCAGUUCAAUCCGUACGUUCUCAAGGGAUAUCGGCCACUGCAGACCUUCAAGGGAUGCCUGCUUAGUCUCUUCUACUGGCACAACGAGACCAUCAACAUACUGACACAUGCCAUACCCAUAUUUUACAUAUUGGCUAUUGUUCCGGGACUUAUGCCAUGGGACAGUGGCUACAAGUUCCUCUCGUUCUGCCAUGUAUUUGGCUCUGUGGCACCCUGGUGCGGCAGCUUCGUCUAUCAUCUGUUCAUGAACAUUGAGAAAGGAGAGAACGUGUAUUAUACGUUGCUAAAGCUGGACAUGGUCGGCAUCUGGGUGAGCCAGAGUUUCGGUGCCUUGCCCCUGGUUACGGCCACAACGUUGUGCUUCAAUCCAUUUCUCAAGUGGCUGAUAAUCGUCUCGUACUGUCUGCUCUCGCUCUGGGGCCUCUACAAGGCUUUGACAGCCAGCUCGCCGUGGCAGAGACGUCUGUGCUUUGCGCUCCCCUUCGCGAUGCGUUCGGUGCUGACCUUUUUGCGUAUCCGAGGAAUGGUGGGCGGCAGUCAUAUGGCCCUUUCCCAUGUCUAUCUGCAGGAUGGCGUCUCGAUAUUAGGCGGCGCCAUUGGCGCAAUGCGCAUACCCGAAAAGUGGUUCCCAGGCCUGGUUGACUUCUACUUGAACUCCCACAACAUAAUGCAUGUGCUGGUCGUGGUGGCCGUCUACUCCAUGCAUAAAGCAACUAUUAAGGACUUCGAGUGGAUGUCCACUCAGACAUGCAACUCGCUGGCCAAUGCCACGGAGGAGUCGCUGGUGCAUUUGGAACUAUGACCCGCUUACUGGUUGCUUCUAAUACUGCUGCUAUCAUUACUGCUGUUGCUGAAGCCUCAACCAGAAAGCUCUGCAACAAAUCGGAAAACUCACGCGGCUAAUUCGAUGCAAACCAAGUCAAAUUCAAAUUCAAACUCAAACUCUAAAUCGAAGAUAAAAGCAAUCUGAAAACCAGUCUCAAAUGCAAAAGAUAAAGAUAGUAAACAAGAAAUGCUACUCGAAUAUACCGUGUAUAAAAAUGAGCGCGUGCUGUAACAGUAACAAUAAGUAUAAGUAUACAUAUAUUAGAGUGUAGCAACAACAAAUAGAAAAACAUUCAUACAUAUGUACAUAAUAUACAUACACGUAUAUGUAUAAUUAGUACAUACUUCGACUGUGGUAUUUAGCAUUAAGUUAAUACGAAGAAAGCAUUCAAAUGAAUUACGCGCACUUAAGUACAGUGCUCUUUCGGUAUAAAGUUCUACGAAAUGGAGUAUAUGCGAUUUCCAUGCAACAUGCAACAAAAUCUGAGUACUAUAUAUGUAUAUGUAUGUAUAAACGAUAAUUUGAAUGAUGUUGAUACUUAUGUACCUCAUUAUGCUUACAACAAGAAAAGUUCUAAUUUUCAAAUAUAACUUUGUACCUCGUCGACUAUAAAAAAACGAAAAGAAAUUAAGCAAUAAGAGAUCUUACAUUUAAUCUUACAAUUCUUCCUAGUUGAACUGUUAAGAUAUGUUAUUUGUUUACUUUCGCAAGCUUAGUAAGUAAUAGAGAAUAAUUUGUGGGAGAACAGAAAAUAUGAAACAAAAAAACAACUACUGAAAACUCAACCACUAAUGUGUGUGUUUUGUACCAUUAGUUAGAUUGUAACAUUUGGACAAGUGUGAACAAAGAUCUUCAAGCUAUAUCGUUGCUGAUUCGAAUUAUUGAAACUUCCUAGGACUAAAUUUUACCAUAUUAUCUAGCAAACUAUUAAACGAAAUUCUCCACAAAUUAUAUUUGAUCAAUUUCUCUCUAGGUUUUAAGGAGCAAAUGCUACUACAUACAUACAUGAAGAAAUUGCAAUACGGCAAAGUAUUUUAAUUCAACAGAACGGAACAAUUACAAAAUAAUUAGUUAUUAGUAGUUUCAAUAAUUUACACCAUGCCUAUGGAGAAGAGAAAGCAUAUGAAAUAAUAAUAUUAAUCAAUGAAACCAAAGCUAACAGAAUUACACAAACAAGAGCAAUAAAUUAUGUAUAAUAGAUGCUUGUAACAAGUUGUAACUAUAUUGUAAGAAGCAAUUAGAGAAAUAGUGUUAUAUACUUGUAUGAUUUUCAGAGAAAGUUAAUAAACAUUAAACACAUUUGA